CACCGAGAGGAACACAGAAGAACUCAACAACUUCUUGGGAACAUAUGGGAACACAGACAGUACCUUCUCCCUGGAUGAGCUCCUGAAGAAGACCAUGAUGAAAUCCCUCACCAGUAGAAAUGGUCAUCUGGACCUGUUUGUUCGCUUCCUUCACGGCCUCAGUCUGGAGUCCAACCAGAGAGUCUUAGGAGGCCUGUUGGGUCGGACAGAGAACAAUCCAGAGAUCAUCCAGAGAGUCAUCAACAACCUGAAGGAGAUGCAGAGUGAUGACAGUUCUCCUGACAGAAGCAUCAACAUCUUCCACUGUCUGACUGAGAUGAACGACCACUCAGUUCAUCAGCAGAUGAAACAGUUCCUGACGUCAGAGAACAGAUCGAAGGAGAAACUCUCUGGGAUCCACUGCUCAGCUCUGGCCUACAUGCUGCAGAUGUCAGAGGAGGUUCUGGACGAGUUGGACCUGGAGAAGUUCAACACAUCACGCCAGGGUCGAUGGAGACUGAUCCCAGCUGUGAGGAACUGCAGGAAGGCUCUACUCGGUGGUUGUGAACUCUUAGAGACUCACUAUGAAGUCGUGGCCUCAGCUCUGAAGUCAGACCCCUCACAUCUGAGAGAACUGGAUCUGAGUCACAACUUCAUCCUGCAGGAUUCAGCAGUGAAGCUGCUGUGUUCUGGACUGGAGAGUCCAAACUGUCGACUGGAGACUCUGAGGUUGAGGAACUGCAGUCUGUCAGAGAUCAGCUGUUCUUCUCUGGCUUCAGCUCUGAGGUCAAACCCCUCUCAUCUGAGAGAACUGGAUCUGAGGAACAACAACCUGCAGGACUCAGGAGUGAAGGAGCUGCUUGAUCUACAGCAGAGUCCAACCUGUCGACUGGAGACUCUGAGGUGGGAGGGGGAGUCUGUGUGGAUCAGAGUGUGAAGAGGACAGUGUGUGUGGACGGAGGCUGAGCUGUGUCCUGAGGAUCCAGAGGCUGAAGCAGCAGCAGCUUGUGUGUAGUCUCCAAUCUACACAACCCCUAAUCUGCAUGUGUUUGUGAGAUGAAGCCGGAGCACCUGGAGAAAACACGUGGAGAACAUGCAGACUCCACACAGGAAGACCCAUCUGAACCGGAUUCAAACCAGCAACCUUCCUGCCCCGAUUGUGUUUAUUCACAUGAAGAAUGUGUUUAUUGAAAUGACACAACACAAGCAGAAUAUAUAAACCCUCUAUAAAGAGUCACAUACAGUGUGUUUAAGUUUGUCUUUAUUAUUGUCCACCUUUGUCCCUCAGUAUGUCUCCAUGUGUGUAGAACCACAUUCUGUGUAUAUGUAUGUUUAUGAUUUUAAAGUUCCUGGAUUCACGUCACAAAUUGAUUUAGUUCAACACAAAGUUCAACACAUUGAAAUCACUUUGAGUUUAAAAUCAGAGUUUUGUCUUUGACACAAAAGAUCAAAACUCUGGACUUAAAAAUGGGACGUUUUCAUUUCUGCAUCAGGUGCAGAGCGGUGGUGGCUUUUCUACUUUUGACCCACAGGUGGCGCUGCAGUAUAACAGCAGCACAUCCCAGUCAAAGCCUUUAUAUUCAGUCUAUGAGUCAAACACAUGGAUCAUUUCCUCUGUGACAAACCAGAUGUAACGAGAAGAAAAACAUCUCAGAGAGAAAAGUUCUGUUUCUACUUGUCUCUGCUUUAAUGCUCAAUAAACAUCCUUCCACCGACUUCA
Messenger RNA from Limanda limanda (common dab), 1699 nucleotides. RefSeq names its product ribonuclease inhibitor-like. Lineage: Eukaryota; Metazoa; Chordata; Actinopteri; Pleuronectiformes; Pleuronectidae. Gene Ontology annotation, molecular function: protein binding. The record is from RefSeq and is a predicted model, not a curated record. The transcript is spliced from 4 exons. Bases 95 to 916 code for a protein of 273 amino acids.